CUUGUGAUGGAGAGCAUAAUUAGGGAUAUAGGUAUAUUCUUGAAAAUUUUAGGAAGUUUAGGAUUUAGUCCUCCUAUCUCCAAAAAAUAAAACUUUCAAAGUAUUUGACCAUGAAACAAAAGAGCGGGUAAGAGAAGUGAUUGGCUAGUGGUUGAAUGUGCUAAGGUCCAAAAGGUGCCGCCGGCUGCGUGUCCUGGGUUCCAUUCUCGUCUGUGUUUCAUGAAUGGCCCAUCGCAGGCUCUGUCAAAAUCCAAGCACCUCCUCACCCCUUCUUCAGCCUACUACGAUUCACUUCUCAAGCGAUGCACCGCCACACGAUCUCUCCAAACCACCCAGCAACUACACGCCCACGGCGUCACCGCCGGCGUUCUGUCGAACUACAUCCUGUCGACCCUCUCUGCUGCGUACGCUUUAUGCGGGUGCGCUCCGCAUGCACGGAAGCUGUUCGAUGAAUUUCCUGAACGAAGCUUAUUCUCAUGGAAUGCCAUGAUUAGAAUGUACUCGUCUAGUGGCAAGCCGCAUGAUGCACUCCAACUGUUCGCUGAAAUGCUCGCCUCUGGGCAGCACCAGCCUGAUAAGUUCAUGUAUCCUUUAGUCGUCAAGGCAUGCGGGGACGCGUUGUUGCUUGACGUGGGCGUUUCUGUUCAUGCGAGGACUUUGGUCAGCGGGUUUGAUUCGGACACGUUUGUGCAGAAUUCUUUGUUGGCAAUGUACAUGAAUUGUGGGGAGAUGGAAGCCGCGAGGCAGGUUUUCGAUACAAUGUGGGAGCGAACUGUGGUGUCUUGGAAUACUAUGAUAAAUGGGUAUUUUCGGAAUGGGCGUGCCAAGGAGGCUUUGGUGGUUUUUAAUUGGAUGAAGAGUGUCGGGGUGGAGCCUGACUCUGUCACUGUGGUUUCUAUUUUGCCAGUUUGUGGGUAUUUGCAGGAGUUGGAUGUAGGAAGACGGAUUCAUGCAUUUGUGGAAGAGAAGGGUUUGGGAGGACGAAUACCAGUGACGAAUUCGUUGGUGGAUAUGUAUGCUAAGUGUGGUAGCAUGAGCGAGGCACAAUUAAUUCUUGAUAAGAUGGAUGAGGGUGACGUGGUGACUUGGACUACCGUGAUCAAUGGGUACAUUCUAAACGGUGAUUUGAGAAGUGCCUUAUUACUUUGUCCACUGAUGCAACUUGAAGGAAUAAGACCCAAUUCAGUUACGGUGGCCUCUCUUCUUUCAGCGUGUGCCAGUUUGCGUGCUCCAAAGCAUGGCAGGUGCUUACAUGGGUGGGCAAUAAAGCAAAAGAUAGAAACUGAUGUUAUUGUAGAAACUGCAUUGAUCGAUAUGUAUGCAAAAUGUAGUCAUGUCAAUCUCAGUUUUCAGGUGUUCAUGGGAACUUCAAAGAUGAGGACAGUGCCAUGGAAUGCUGUUCUUUCUGGAUACAUUCAUAAUGGGCUUGCGAGAGAAGCAAUAGAGCUUUUUAAACAAAUGCUAGUGGAGUCAGUAGAUCCCAAUGCUGCAACCUUAAACAGCCUCCUUCCUGCAUAUGCCAUUCUUGCAGAUAUGCAGCAAGCGACAAAUAUGCAUAAUUAUCUAAUAAGAUCAGGCUUUAUUUCAAGUAUCGAAAUUGCUACUGCAUUGAUUGAUAUAUACUCGAAGUGUGGAAAUUUAGAGUUUGCUCAUAAGAUUUUCAAUGGGAUUCCUAAAACGGACAAGGACAUUUUCUUGUGGAGUGUAAUUAUAGCUAGUUAUGGAACACAUGGAAAUGGUAAAAUUGCUGUUUCACUUUUCCAUGAUAUGGUUCAAUCUGGUGUUAAACCAAACGCAGUCACUUUUACAUCCGUAUUGCAUGCUUGCAGCCAUGCAGGGUUGGUGGAUGACGGUUUGAGUUUGUUCAAUUUAAUGCUGAAAGAUGAACAAACCCAUCCUCAUUUUGAUCAUUACACUUGUAUUAUUGAUCUACUUGGUCGUGCGGGUCGGUUGGAUGAAGCUUAUGGGCUGAUUAAAACAAUGCCUAUUAAGCCUAAUCAUGCUAUUUGGGGUGCUCUGCUUGGUGCUUGUGUGAUUCAUGAGAAUGUUGAACUGGGAGAGGUGGCUGCCAAUAGGCUUUUUAAACUUGAGCCAGAGAACACAGGAAAUUAUGUGUUGAUGGCAAAAAUUUAUGCUGCAACAGGGAGAUGGAGAGAGGCAGAAAAUGUGAGGCAUAUGAUGAAUGAAAUAGGAUUAAGAAAAGCUCCAGCUCAUAGUUUGAUUGAGGUAAAAAAAUUGUGAAAUUGGGCACAACUCUUUGCUGCUGAUGCUUGAAAGUCACAGAUUGAACGACUUCCAUUGUGCACCAGAAGUUUCUAACCAAGGCUGGGUUCUGCGCCUUGAGUAUUUGGCUUUGGUGAGUACAAAUUUACCCAGUUGUAGAGUUCUAUUUGACUGUGCAGGGUGGACGAGGAUUAUAGUAACUGCACUCUAUUCCAAGCUACUAUCCCUAGAGACUGAUGGAGAGACUGAUCCUGAUAAUGGCCAAAUAUUCAAAUGUGAGAGGGUCAGAACAGAAGAUCUUUAUAUAUUGACAUAAAAUUAUGGGGAAAUUGUAUAUCCAGUCACUGGUCCUGGGGUGGUGAUAGCUGAUCUGGGAAAAAAGGGACAAAACAAACCUGCUCCUGUGAUAAUAUCUUUCAGCACUGCAUAUGCAAAAACAAUGAAAAGCCUGAAGUCCCACUACGAGGGUCGGCUACAUGAAUCCUUUCCGCCAAUCCUCCUGAUCAAGGGUUGAACUUUGAAGGCAUCCAGGCUGCCAAGUUGAUCAUUCCACUUGUUUUCUCUGUUCCAUAUCUAAAUGCAAUCACAUUGCUAUCUUGUAUCCAUGGACAAAUAGAAGGAUAAUUUCCCUAUGUCAAAUGCAUGGUGAUCAUUCCAGAAAGUUCAGACACCAGUAAGGUCAUUCUUUAUAACUUUUUAUGUAGGCCUCGUAGGUGAGAAUGAUGUAGUUGGAUCGAUUUGACUUUUCAAGCACGCUAACACCCUCACUAUUCAGCUGGGGAAACAAACAGCCUGCUCAUCCAUGGGGCAAAACAUUGGUAGAUGAUUUAAAUAUUGUGUUGUAUUUUAUGAGGGAUUGCUGUGUAAAAUAUAGAAACUGCUUGAAUUAGAUAUUUUUUAUUAUAUUGCAAAAUAUUUGUUGAUUGUAACUGUGUAAGACAUAUCCAAAUUUAGCAGAACUUGUUUGUUUAAGUGAGUUA
This is a messenger RNA of Malania oleifera, 3203 nucleotides long. RefSeq names its product pentatricopeptide repeat-containing protein At5g39350-like. The record is from RefSeq and is a predicted model, not a curated record. Gene Ontology annotation, molecular function: RNA binding; protein binding. Gene Ontology annotation, biological process: RNA modification. Bases 220 to 2241 code for a protein of 673 amino acids. Lineage: Eukaryota; Viridiplantae; Streptophyta; Magnoliopsida; Santalales; Ximeniaceae. The transcript has a single exon.